Molecule: messenger RNA, 842 nt
Organism: Lingula anatina
Lineage: Eukaryota; Metazoa; Brachiopoda; Lingulata; Lingulida; Lingulidae
Product: mediator of RNA polymerase II transcription subunit 28
Cellular component (GO): mediator complex
Source: RefSeq, a predicted model, not a curated record
UUUUUCUGUCAUGGCUUCUGGCGGGGAGAAUCUUAUAGACGAGUUUGAAGCUGCAUUUCAGACAUGCUUUUCUUCAAUACUAAAUCAAGAUCAUUUUAAUGGCGUUGAUUCAGACGAAACUAAAACAGGAGUGGAGCUGUCUAUUCAAAAGUUUUUAGAUGUUGCAAAGCAGAAUGAAGCAUGGUUUAUUCAGAAAAGAAUGCUGCUUUCGGUUCACAAACCAGAACAAAUCAUCAUGGAGGAAACCCAAGAUCUGAAAAAAGAACUUAUACGCAAAGAACAACUUAUACAAAAACAUUAUGAAAAACUUCUUCAGUGGCAGAGCAUGUUGAGAGAUGGAAUUUCAGGGGCACAGACAUCAAUGCCAGCGGGCCAGCAACAACAACAACAGCCCCACCAGCCUUCCACUCCUGCUGCUUCUCAGACCCCAGGAGGGCAGCAAUCACAAGGACAGAUGUAUCCUCAUGGACCUUUGGCUUAUCUCGAACAAACUAUGUCCAAUAUUAGGUAGCAUCUGUGGGUAUUUUUAUGGAUUAUAUUUUGCUUUCAGUAAGGAAGUGACUAUUAGAAAAUAUUAAGUGGUUGAGCUACCAUGAAGUUUGUUGCUUCAGCCUCACUAGAAUUGAAAAUGAAAUAUCAAGGUCAGAUAUCUUUCAAGCCCGAUUGGCUGACAAAGUGGAAUACAAGUCAUUAAGUAAUGAAGCAAUACUGACACAAACAAAAAGCAGCAGUGACAUCAUUUAGUAUACAAAUGAUAUUUGUAUGGGAAACAUUUUACAAAAUCAUGUUAAAGAGAAAAUUAUAGAAAAAGUUGGUCAAAAUAAAAAGAUCAAGAAACUGAA